Fusarium poae is the source of this 1455-nucleotide messenger RNA. RefSeq lists its product as uncharacterized. The record is from RefSeq and is a predicted model, not a curated record. Bases 1 to 1455 code for a protein of 484 amino acids. NCBI's taxonomy places the organism in Eukaryota, Fungi, Ascomycota, Sordariomycetes, Hypocreales, Nectriaceae. Gene Ontology annotation, molecular function: protein binding. The transcript has a single exon.
AUGAUGGGGCCACAAACACAAAGCAAUCAUAGGGACCCCCAGAGAAAGAUCCCCGGAUAUGUCCGGAUCAAGUCACACAACGUAAGGAAAAGUCAAUUUCAGAAUUUGUUCCUUGCCCAGGAGUUGGUAGGUAGUAAGCAAACUGAACCACGAUAUGCCAGAUCAGUUCCGCAGACUGCCAUAGGAAACAAGAUGUCAAGUGGUGGUGACGCUACUAUUUGGGCGGCUGAUUUCAGCCUGAGUGGUCGGUACUUGGCUGUCGCAGGUAAAGAUCGGUCUAUCAAAGUGUUCAAGGUCAUCGCCACAGAAGAGGAGCGUUCGGCACAACAGAGAUAUGAGAGUCAAUCUUCGCUAGCAUCGAAGAGCCUUCUGGCACCGGUAUUUCUAUCCCAGCCUUGCAGAGAGUUCAAGGGCCACUCGGCCGAGAUCUUGACUUUGAGUUGGAGUAAAAAUGACUUUCUACUCUCGGGUUCAACAGACAAAACUGUUCGUUUGUGGCACCCAAGUCAGCCAACAUGCAUUCGCAUAUUUCAGCACGACAGGACUGUGACCUCAGUUGCGUUCCAUCCCACCGAUGACCGCUUCUUUCUCUCUGGAUCUUUCGACGCUACACUGAGGCUUUGGGAUAUUACAAGAAUAUCGAUCGUUUACUCAGCGCUCAUGACGGAUAUCAUUACCGCUGUAGCUUUUUCGCCCGAUGGCAAGGUCGCGAUAUGCGGUAGUUUCAAUGGGACUUGCAUAUUUCUUGACACUGCAGGUUUGAGGGAAAGAAGUCGAAUAUGUAUCCAGUCUUCUGGCUCCAAGAGUGGGGUCUGCCCUAAGAUCACAGGUCUCCAGACGAUAAUCUCCUCUGACAGCAUCGACACGACCGGCCAAGCAAAGUUAAUGAUGACGACAAAUGAUUCGCGAAUCCGCAUAUACUAUCUCGUCGACUAUGGUUUGGAGUACAAGCUCGAAGGUAUAAGAAAUCAGUCGAGUCAAAUCCACGCCCGUUUCAACGACAGUGGAGAAUAUGCCAUAUGCGGUAGCGAGAAUGAUGAAGUCCACAUCUGGCACCUGAACUCUGGGGAACCCAAGGAGUUUCAUGAGAGGUUCCAUACACACUCUGAGGCGGUCACGAACGCCACUAUGGCUCCAAUGGUUACCCGAAAGAUUGUUAGUCUCUCCCAAGACCCGAUCUACAAUCUUUGCGGUUGUCGAAAUUCGAAGCGUAAUGAUUUACACGGUACUAGGAACCAUGCAGCAAAUAUGCUGUGCAUGGCCGAAAUGACCCACGAUUCUUCCCCUAAUUCAAAGAUGAAGAUGAAUGAUGCGUCGGAAGGUUGUUCUAGAAGUCACUUCGGUGGUCACAUAGUUGUCACAACGGAUACUCUAGGCAAGAUAAAGGUAUACCGUCAGGAUUGCGCAUUUGACACGCGCUACCAAGUGUCUCAAAGCUAUCAGGUUACUCAAUAG